ACUCCUGUUGUACAUAGUUUACUUAAAGAUGAAACUGAAGGGGUCGACUUUUAAGAAGAUGUUGAAGCGUCCCGACACUACUCAUACAAAUAACGAGCAUGAUGAAAAUCUACCGCUUGUUCAUAUCAUGCGAAAUGAUCACAAGGUGACACAUGGAGUUCAGAGGAGCAAUGAGAGCAGCGAGACAAUGCAACAGAUCCAAGAGAACAAAGAGAAUCUCAAGUCCUGGAUCGGAGCGGAUCCAUCGGCCUUCCUGGCGCAUCUCAACGGCUUCAAAUUGAUUCCACGACGAGUUCACCAAGCGGCCAUCAUCAAGGGCGGAGAGGAGAGUGUGGAGCUCGUUCUGGACCACUUCAUCAGCCAGGGAGAGGCGCGCUGUGAGGCGCUGUGGGACGCCCUCUACUCUGUGAGGAAGCAAUACGUGCAGCUGUGGAAGUGGAUUCAGACACACGGCGAGGCGUUGAGGGCCAUUCGAGAUAAGGAGUCGGAUCUGAAGCUCUGGAUCGCCAGAGAGCCCAAGCAUCUUCUGCUGCAGCUGAUGAGCCGGGGACAAAUCCUGAACGAGCUCUUCACUGAAGCCAAGGGCAUCCGGGAUGGUGCGGAGUGCACGGAGCUGCUGCUCAACUUCUUCAUAGAGAGAGGGAAUGACGACUGCCUCAAGCUGCUGUUUGCUCUGCAGGCCGUGCAGGAUCAUUAUCCUGGAGUCAAGGAGUGGCUGGGAGGCCUUGACUUCCUCCGGAGACUCUCCAACAAGUCCCCCCUGGUUCUGAACAAGUACAGCGACUUUGUCCUCCGAGACAAAAUCCGCUUCAAGACGAGGGAGCUCCUCGUGGCGCUGCGCGACGACCUGACGCCUCUGCUCUCCCAUCUGCAGAUCAGGAACAUCCUCACCGACAACAGCGUGCGGGCCGUGAAGGAGAUGCAAGCUCGGCAAGGCAGCGAGAAGGCGACACAGCACAUGGUGGAGCUGGUGAUGGCGAGGGGACCACCCAGGGUCAAGCAGUUCUGGGAGGCGCUGUGGGACCUCAGGGAAAGUUACCCAGACCUGGAGAACGUCUUUGAGAAGUUCUAAUGGAUGGAACCGGAGAGAGAGGGAAGACCUAAUGGAGAAUGGCUUGACGAUGACCUCAUAACGAGAUUGGUGCCAGAAAGAUGUGGCCACUACUUUAGCAUAUUGGCACGACAAGAUUGGGAGAGGAAAGUGGAACCAAACCACCACCUACGACUAUGGGGAUAUCUGCCAUAUGGAUCGUGAUGAUGAUGAAUGGUGCGUGGGGGGUAGUUGUGGUCCAG
Molecule: messenger RNA, 1293 nt
Organism: Petromyzon marinus (sea lamprey)
Lineage: Eukaryota; Metazoa; Chordata; Hyperoartia; Petromyzontiformes; Petromyzontidae
Source: RefSeq, a predicted model, not a curated record